AUGAGUAACGCUAUCAUCUCUCCAAAUGAGAAUGCGAAGAUCGGAUUCUGGUGGCUCAUCUUCUUCAAACUUUUUGGUUACAUUGUAGCAUUCGGAUGUAUUUAUGCAUUUUAUCAAUGUAUCUCCUUCUGUUUUGCCCCUGCCCAAAAACCGGCUAGAAAUCGCAUCUACAGGAAGAUCACAAAACGCAUGCCUGGCAAACGCCUCUAUGUCAUGGUGGCGCAAGAAGCCGAAAGAGUAUCUUCAGAUGACGAGGAGGAGCUUGGAGAAGUGAGAAUUGUCUAA
This is a messenger RNA of Caenorhabditis remanei, 285 nucleotides long. RefSeq lists its product as uncharacterized. The record is from RefSeq and is a predicted model, not a curated record. The transcript has a single exon. NCBI's taxonomy places the organism in Eukaryota, Metazoa, Nematoda, Chromadorea, Rhabditida, Rhabditidae. The coding region runs from base 1 to 285 and encodes 94 amino acids.